AUGAGUUCUAAGCUGAUUAAAGCUCUUAUUCCAUUGCAAUUUGUGCUUUUCUUUGUGUGCAUUUCGAAGCCGUCCCGUUCGCUAAAGUACCACUUUUAUAGAGACAAAUGCGCCGGAGGUAAAUACGAAGUGGAGUCUAUUGUUAGCCGCGAAGUUAAGCUUUUGUUCGAAAAGGACAAGUCUGGAUCUAUUGCUCCUGGUUUACUAAGAUUGUUUUUUCACGACUGUUUUGUCCGGGGAUGUGAUGCCUCGAUCUUGCUAGACUCGACUCCAGGUAACCCGGCCGAAAAAGACGCGUCACCAAAUAAACCGAGCCUCAGAGAGAGUGCAUUAGAUGCAGUAGACUACAUCAAGGGUAGACUUGAAUUCCUAUGCCCAGGUGUCGUCUCGUGCGCUGAUAUAAUUGCGUUUGCAGCCCGGGAAAGUGUUGUGUUGACCGGCGGGCCUCCGUAUAAGGUGGCGGGCGGAAGGAAAGACGGCAUAAUAUCGAAAUCUGCGGAGGCACAGUUGAUCUUGCCAUCGCCUCAAUCUGACUUGAACACCAUCACCGCUGCUUUUAAAAACAAGGGCUUAACAGAACAUGAUAUGAUUGCACUUUUAGGAGCACACACAAUCGGGCAAUCCCACUGCAACUCCUUCAACAACCGGUUGCCCCCGAACCCCACCGACAUGGAUAAAUCGUCUGUAGCUGUUUUGCAGAAACUUUGUUCGCAGGGCCCAAACACACUGGUGAACAUGGACAAUGACACACCAAACAAGUUCGAUAACAAUUAUUACAACUACGUCCUCGAACACAAAGCCCUAUUUUCCUCUGACGAUGCCCUGCUAACGGGCCGAUUCUCACUGCCGUUAGUGCAAAAAUUUAAGGAAUCGCCCAAUAUCUGGUUCGAAAACUUCACGAUUGCUAUGGACAAUAUGGGGAAGCUUUCCGAUACAGAUCAGAGUAAUCGGGGUGAGAUUCGAUCUAACUGCAGACAGGUUAACUCACGGCAUUGA
Messenger RNA from Striga hermonthica, 996 nucleotides. The record is from the annotation of a GenBank genome assembly. Lineage: Eukaryota; Viridiplantae; Streptophyta; Magnoliopsida; Lamiales; Orobanchaceae.